Oncorhynchus nerka (sockeye salmon) is the source of this 3177-nucleotide messenger RNA. Its product is annotated as steroid hormone receptor ERR2-like. The coding region runs from base 399 to 1718 and encodes 439 amino acids. Gene Ontology annotation, cellular component: chromatin; nucleus. Gene Ontology annotation, molecular function: nuclear receptor activity; steroid binding; nuclear steroid receptor activity. The record is from RefSeq and is a predicted model, not a curated record. Lineage: Eukaryota; Metazoa; Chordata; Actinopteri; Salmoniformes; Salmonidae. The transcript is spliced from 7 exons. Gene Ontology annotation, biological process: regulation of transcription by RNA polymerase II; nuclear receptor-mediated steroid hormone signaling pathway.
CUCACUGUUUCUCUCUCUCUCUCUCUCUAUCUCUCUCUCUCUCUAUUUUCAUCUCACUCUCUCGGUCUCUGUCUCUCUCUUCAGUUCCUCUUUCUUUCUCCUCUGACGCACUCAACCUGCAGUAUUACUACCUGUGCGUAGUGAAGCUUGUCGGGCCGAUCCAGAGGUGUUUCUAGUGAGUAGCAGGACAGGACAGAAGUGUGAAGAGACCGCUGAACAGACUGAACGACUGUUCUCAGGAAGUUGCUCACCUGCCUGCUGUGUCUGUCAGAGGAAUGAGGAUGAGACUUGGAAACUGACUCUCUUUCUCUCUCCUGAAAUGCCCAAACUGGACUGACUGGUGUUUCUGAACUGUUUGAAAUGUCUCACUCUGUCAUCACGACCAGUUGCUGAGCAGGAUGCCCUCUGACCUCCAGGAGCGUCACCUGACCUCCAGCUGCGGCUUCUAUAUCAAGACUGAGCCCUCCUCCCCCUCCUCCUCAUUGGUUGACACCAUCAGCCACCACAGCCCCUCGGCCAAUAGCGACUUCAGCGGCAGUUACAUCAACGCAAACAACCUCAACGGAAGCUCGCACGUCCUCAACUCCCCGCCCAUGUUCAACCCGGGCAUGCUGGGAGGGGGAGCCUGUCUCCGGAGGUAUGACGACUGCGGAGAGGGCGUGGCGGAUGAUUCUCCAAUCAAGUGCGAGUAUAUGUUGAAUGCAAUACCAAAAAGGCUGUGUCUGGUGUGUGGGGAUAUCGCAUCAGGUUACCACUAUGGGGUCGCCUCCUGUGAGGCCUGCAAAGCCUUCUUCAAAAGGACCAUACAAGGGAACAUAGAGUACAGCUGUCCAGCCACUAACGACUGUCAAAUCACCAAGAGGAGACGCAAGUCCUGCCAGGCCUGUCGCUUCAUGAAGUGUCUCAAAGUGGGCAUGCUCAAGGAGGGUGUGCGUCUGGAUCGCGUGAGGGGCGGAAGACAGAAGUACAAGAGGAGAAUGGGGGACACGGAGGACGGGGCCUAUCUAGGCCUGACACUCCCCCCUCCGGCCAAGAAGCCAUUGACAAAGAUCGUGUCUCACCUGCUGGUGGUUGAACCAGAGAAGAUCUAUGCCAUGCCAGACCCGACCAUGCCAGAUGGAUACAUCAAGGCCCUGACCACUCUGUGUGACCUGGCUGACAGAGAACUGGUGGUCAUCAUCGGCUGGGCCAAACAUAUCCCAGGAUUCUCCAGCCUGUCUCUAGCAGACCAGAUGAGUCUACUGCAGAGCGCAUGGAUGGAGAUCCUGGUCCUGAACAUCGUGUUCCGCUCGUUGGCCUAUGAGGAGGAGCUGGUGUAUGCUGAGGACUAUGUGGUGGAUGAGGAGCACGCUCGUCUAUCUGGCCUGCUGGACCUGCACGUUGCCAUUCUGCCUCUGGUCCGACGCUAUAAGAAGCUGAGCAUGGAGAAGGAGGAGUUUGUCACACUUAAGGCCAUCGCACUCUCCAACUCAGACUCCAGGCAUAUAGAGAAUGUGGAGGCUGUGCAGCGGCUCCAGGACUCUCUCCAUGAGGCCUUGCAGGACUUAGAAGGUGGCCACAACACGGAGGACCCUCGGCGGACAGGAAAGCUGCUGAUGACCCUUCCCUUGCUCCGUCAGACCGCCGCCAAGGCCGUGCAGCACUUCUACAGCAUCAAGGUGCAGGGAAAAGUGCCCAUGCACAAACUCUUCCUGGAGAUGCUGGAGGCCAAGGCUUGAUAAUUGGGCGGGGAGGCUUGAAUGACAGCUGCAUCGCCCAAUGAGGAUGAAGGACAGCCCCUGAAUAGGAGGGGUGAUGCUACGGAGAACCUAUGACAGUGACAUUAUAACGCUGAUCGUUGUUUCUAUGGAACAAAAUUAAUGAGGAAUAGAGGGAAACGAGACAAACUGAUUUUAAGGGUGUAUAUAAAGAUGCUGUGUACAGAACUGCUGUUAUAAUCAGAGACUCUUCAGGCUAGAUCACCUGUAACUACUGAGAGGUUUGGUUUCUUUUCACCUUGUGAAUAGGAAUGGUAUGAUCUGAUCAAUCUGAUUGGUUAGAGCCACUCAAGUAUCUGAUCAAUCUGAUUGGUUAAGAGCUACUCAAGUAUCUGAUCAAUCUGAUUGGUUAGUGCUCCUCAAGUAUCUGAUCAAUCUGAUUGGUUAGUUCUACUCAAGUAUCUGAUCAAUCUGAUUGGUUAGUGCUCCUCAAGUAUCUGAUCAAUCUGAUUGGUUAAGAGCUACUCAAGUAUCUGAUCAAUCUGAUUGGUUAGUGCUCCUCAAGUAUCUGAUCAAUCUGAUUGGUUAAGAGCUACUCAAGUAUCUGAUCAAUCUGAUUGGUUAGUGCUCCUCAAGUAUCUGAUCAAUCUGAUUGGUUAAGAGCUACUCAAGUAUCUGAUCAAUCUGAUUGGUUAGUGCUCCUCAAGUAUCUGAUCAAUCUGAUUGGUUAAGAGCUACUCAAGUAUCUGAUCAAUCUGAUUGGUUAGUGCUACUCAAGUAUGAUUUUUUUCUGUUUUUAAAUUUUUAUGUCAGUUGUAUAACAUUAUAUUCUGGUAUAUAUCCCAGUCAACAGUUUAGACACACCUACUCAUAAGGGUCUUUCUUUUUGGUUGUUGCUAUUUUCUACAUUGUAGAAUAACAGUGAAGACAUCACAACUAUGACAUAACAGAUAUGGAAUCAUGUAGUAACCAAAAAAGUGUUAAUAAACAAAACAAAAAUAUUUGAGAUUCUUCAAAGUAGCCACUCUUUGCCUAUUUGAUGACAGCUUUGCAUACUCUUGGAAUUCUCUCAACCAGCUUCAUGAGGUAGUCACCUGGAAUGCAUUUCAAUUAACAGGUGUGGCUUGUUAAAAGUGAAUUUGGAGAAUUUCUUUCCUUCUUAAUGCGUUUGAGCCAAUAAUUUGUGUUGUGACAAGGUAGUGGUGGUAUACAGAAGAUAGCCCUAUUUGGACAAAGUCCAUAUGAUGGCAAGAACAGCUCAAGAAAGCAAAGAGAAAUGACAGUCCAUCAUUACUUUAAGACAUGAAGGCCAGUCAAUACGGAAAAAUUCAAGUACUUUGAAAGAUUAUUCAAGUGCAGUCGCAAAAACCAUCAAGCACUAUGAUGAAACUGUCUCUCAUGAGGACCGCCACAGGAAAGGAAAACCCAGAGUUACCUCUGCUGCAGAGGAUAAGUUCAUUAGAGUUACCUGCCUCAGAAA